AGUUUUAGGUCCGUGUUCGUGUUCAUGGCGGAGGUGCGAGGUGUGAUAUCGAUGGACGGACGAUGAGCGAUGGGUGCGGUGAAGGGCUGAGGUAUCUAACCCCAGUAGGUCUUUUGUGUGCAUCACGAUACCUUGAUCUCGGGUCAUUCAUUUUCACCUAUAGGAUUUCAAAUUGGGUUUUUUAUAGGAUGCACCUUUCCACCCAGUGCGAGGUUAUUUGGUAAUGCGCCGGACGUUAAUUACUUCUUGCAUGUUUCCCGCAGCAACUCUCAAAAUCUCGUGUAAGGCUGUACAGGAUUGGAUCCCUUGCUCGGUGUGGUGCACGAAGGGUAAGGUUACGGUGUCUCCGUCCCCAUACAGGCGGAGUACAGGUACACGUUCACGUACGUUAGCACGGACUCGUAUCGUUUAUGUCAUUGAGUGCCGAGGCGAAUAUAAAUAUGGAUGCUUCAAAUAGGAAGAAUGGGGAAGUGGAUGAUAAAGCUUUCGUAAGAAAUUUUGGGAAGCGAUCGGUAACGGGAAAGAAUAAUCUGGUAACAAGAUACCGAGAUUAUUUUACUGGAAAAUUCCAAGACAAAUUCAGGAAAAGUGAUCGUCUGGAUCAGAAACCUUUACAAGAGGAGAAUAUCAAGUCGAAAUCAGAGCCAGUUUCAAUACCUCAAUCACAAUCACAAUAUCAACCACCACCCAAAACCACCACCGAAAUCAUGUCUGCUGAAUCAUCCUCAACCCAGCCUGUCUGGACAUCUGAUACUUCCAAAACAAAACCAACAGUCAUUUCUGACAUCGAAUCUGCAACUCAUAGCAUCCAAGCCAUCUUCCGAGAUCUCAAAUCCAUCAGCCCAGAGGAUGCAAAUACUCUUCUCCAACUCUUCUCUUCGGAGAUCAAGGGUGUCCAAAAUGACAAUACGCUUCUUCUAGAGAGGACAGUACAAUUACUAUCUUCUCAACCGGAAACUUCAGGAAUUGGAAAGAGUCUAUCAGCAAGUUUUGUGAAUACUCUUUGGGAUGCUCUACCGCAUCCACCUAUGAGGAGUUUGGAUAAGAAAUAUGUGUAUAGGGAUGCGGAUGGUGGGAAUAAUAAUAUUCGCAUGCCGGAUUUAGGGAGAGCGGGGACGGCUUAUGCAAAGAAUGUUAAUGCUGUGAGAAUGAAGAAGAAGGAUUUACCUGAUCCGGGAGAGCUUUUUGAUGGGUUGAUGAAGAGAGGUGGAAUAGAUGGAGAAGAGGCGUUUAGAGGGAGUCCGACGGGUAUUAGUAGUCAGAUGUUUUAUUUGGCUACUAUUAUUAUUCAUGAUCUUUUUCUUACGGUAGGUGCAUUUGUUUCGAUGAUCAAUAUCAUCAGAGGAAUUGAAGAAGCUAAUGACUAGGGGAUAGGAUCAUGAAGAUAUGACUAAGUCGAAGACGAGUAGUUAUUUGGAUCUCUCACCUCUCUAUGGAUGCAAUCAAGAAGAACAAAAUUCAAUUCGAACAUUCGAAGAUGGUAAACUGAAACCAGAUUGUUUCUCUUCAAAGAGAAUCUUAGGAUUCCCUCCUGGCGUGGGGGUUUUCUUAAUUAUGUUCAAUCGAUUCCAUAAUUAUGUAGUGGAAAUGCUUGCUCAGUUAGUAUACCCAUUUUCAUUCUUCUAUAUUUGGAUAUCAAAGCUAAUUAGGAUGUCAGAAUCAACGACAAUGGUCGUUUCACGAAGCCAAAACCAGAGGCGGAAGAGUCCGCUUUUGAUAAGUACGACAAUGAUCUCUUCCAAACAGGUAGGCUUGUUACUUGUGGCUUGUAUGUCAAUAUCGUUUUGAAAGAUUAUGUUCGUACGAUUUUAAAUCUCAAUCGUACAACUUCGAAGUGGGAUUUAGAUCCAAGAAUUGAGGAGACUAAGAAUCUUUUGAGUAAUCCUGCUGCCGAGGGGGUGGGAAAUCAAGUUUCCGCUGAAUUUAAUUUGAGUAUGUUCCAUUCACCUUAUGCGUUAAAUUUUACCAUACAAAUACUUAUUUGAUAAAUAGUCUACCGUUGGCACUCAGCUAUCUCUCAAAAAGAUGCAGAGUGGACCAACGCAGAGUACGCCAGACUUUUCCCUAAUAAAAAUCCAGCUGAUGUCACGCUUCCCGAACUUCUCAGAGGUCUUUAUACAAUGGAAGCGGAACUUCCUAGCGAUCCUUCUCAACGCUCUUUUGCGAACCUUACUCGUCUUCCUGAUGGAUCAUAUGAUGAAGGAUCCCUCGUAUCAAUUUUCCAAUCAUCAGUGGAAGACCUUUCUGGUGCCUUUGGUGCCACAAACGUUCCACCUAUCAUGCGUUCCAUCGAAAUCCUUUCCAUCAUGCAAAGUCGUUCUUGGAAUAUGUGCACGUUAAAUGAAUUUCGUUCUUUCGUGGGAUUGACACCUCAUAAGUCAUUUGCGGAUAUAAAUCCGGAUCCUAUCAUUGCAAAACGAUUAAAGGAGUUUUAUGGCACUCCUGAUGAUGUGGAAUUAUACCCUGGGGUUGUGGUUGAGAAGACUAAGCCCCCCGUGGUGCCCGGUAGUGGUUUGUGCACGGGGUAUAGUAUUAGUUAUAGUAUUUUGAGUGAUGCCGUCGGAUUGGUUAGGGGAGAUAGGUUUUAUACUGCGGAUUAUUCGCCGGGUACUCUUACUAAUUGGGGGUUCGUUUAUUUACUUUUUCCUCUGUUUUCAUUGUCAAUCUUCUCAAUCUCAAAAGGUUACUAACAUGGCCAAUAGUUAUAAUGAGGUACAAUUCGAUACCAAUGUCGAUGAUGGUGCUGUGCUUUACAAAUUAAUCCUUCGAGCUUUCCCGAAUUAUUUCGAGGGAAAUUCCAUAUAUGCACAUUUUCCAUUCACAACACCUCAAGUUAACCGUGAGAUCCAAAAGAGUUUGGGAAGAGAGGGACUCUAUAGCUGGGAAGUUCCAAAAAAGAAGGCAGCGCUGUCGAGCGUGCAGACCUGGAAAGAAUGUAAGGGGAUUUUGGAGGAUUCGAAUAAUUGGAAGGUUAGUUUUUCUUUAUUCCCAACUAUGUGUAAAGGUCACUUUUUGGGGGAAGACAAUCGAAAAGAUACUAACUAUGAAUAAUUUAGGUAACAUGGGGUCCAACAAUUUCUGUUUUAACUUCGCAGGAAUCUAGCGAUUCUUCAAAAACUGACACUUCACCGGCUGUUCUACCCUUCUGCCUCGCUGGUGAUGCUCCUAUAAAUGCUACCUCUCGAUCUCUUGUAAUAUCUUCUUUCUAUGAUCUUCCAACUAAUCAUGAUCAUAAAAAUGAUAAAGAACAUCCGGAUUGGUCAUCUGCGCUCACUCAGUUCUUUACGGAUAAUACGGCGGAUUUGUUGGAAAAACAUAAAGUUCUUAUUCCGACCCUUAGCAACUCCGCUUCUACCAAUGAGAAUGGCACAGUCCCCAAAACCUACAGAAUCGACGUUGUGUCCGAUAUCUGUAACCGGGUCUUCACUCGUUUCGCAGCUGGUGUUUUCGAUAUCCCACUAAAACUCGGAAUGGGAAACACAGUCGACGUAAACAUAACUACAGACCCCGAAGAAGGAUACACAGAAGAAGAAUUAUACCACUCACUUUCCAUUGCAUUCAUAUGUAUUUUCAACAAUCUCGAUGUUACGAAAUCUUUCGCAAUAGAUCAACAAGCUCGAGCUAUAGCUAAGAAACUUGGGGAUAUAUUGAUGGAGAGGGCAAAGGAAGGAAAGAUUGGAGAAGCUUUUGAUGGGUUGAAGGAAAAGUUGCAUAGUUUGGUUUUUGAUGAUAAGACUGAGAGACAUGUUGAAGGUUGGGUUCAGAAGGAGAAGACGAGAUUGGCGUUGAAGGGGUAUGGGAAGGAAAUGUUUGAGAGGUUUAUAGAGGGGGGGAAGAAGGUGGGAUGGGGUGUUAAGGAGGUGGUUUGGGAACAAAUGUUUGUCUUUUUCUUUUUGUUCCAUCAUUUUUUCAUUUGUCUCCCUUUUCUGAAUAUUUAUUCAACUUUUUUGUUUUGGAUUCUCGCUAACAAAAAAAAUCAGUCUUCCAACUUCAGCAGCGGGAACGGCAAAUCAAUCUCAGCUUCUCUCUCAAGUUAUAGAUUAUUAUCUUAGUGAUGCUGGAUCAUCACAUUUACCGCAACUUUAUACUCUUGCGCAUGAAAAUAGCAAAGAGGCUGAUAAUUUAUUGUUACGAUAGUAUGUUCUCUCUCCUAUCUCAUCCCCGCACAUAAGCCCAAAGGGAAAUGGAAAUGUAAAUAACAAACUCAAACUAACAUCUCAAAGUUUCCUCGAAGCAGCUCGAAUCCACGGAAAUGUCGCCUUACUCCGUGCUUACUCCCCAUCUCAAACCACCUCUCAAACCCCAACCACCACAUCCACAUCCACAACCCCAUCACCAUCCACCCCCUACACCCCAGGAACCAUCGUCCUCCUCAAUCUCCCCGUCGCGCACCACGACCCUACCGCCUUCCCCAACCCGGAAACCGUCAAGCUAGAUAGAAAUCUAGAUACCUAUCUCACAUUCGGACAGGGAAGACAUGCAUGUCUUGGGAAGAAUGCGGCGUUGACGGGUAUGUUGAGGGUUUUUAGGAUUAUUGUUGGACUUAGGAAUUUGAGGCUUGAAGGAGGGAAGAAAGGGGGAAUGAAGAGUGUGGGGCAGGGGUUGGAAUUGGGGUAUUUGAGUGAGGAGUGGGGGAAUAUAGGGCCGUUUCCGAUGAGUUUGAGGGUGCUUUGGGAUGAGUAGGGUCUGCGGGGGCGGGGGUUGAGUGGAGUUUUUGAUGUUUGGUUUGGGUUUUGUUUUUGUUCUUUUUGUCUGGGUAGUUGCUAGUAAGUAGGAUGGGUUUUUGGUUGCGGGGGAUUGAUUUGUUAUAAUGCCUUAUUUACUUACUGAUAUAUCAACAAUCUUAUACUAUUUAUAACAAAUAUUAAAUGAUACAAUAAAUAUACUUCUCCAGUCUAUUCCU
Messenger RNA from Sclerotinia trifoliorum, 4903 nucleotides. The record is from the annotation of a GenBank genome assembly. Lineage: Eukaryota; Fungi; Ascomycota; Leotiomycetes; Helotiales; Sclerotiniaceae.